Molecule: messenger RNA, 1819 nt
Organism: Photinus pyralis (common eastern firefly)
Lineage: Eukaryota; Metazoa; Arthropoda; Insecta; Coleoptera; Lampyridae
Product: protein Wnt-4-like
Exons: 6
Coding region: 53-1120 (355 amino acids)
Biological process (GO): canonical Wnt signaling pathway; neuron differentiation; cell fate commitment
Cellular component (GO): extracellular region
Molecular function (GO): cytokine activity; frizzled binding
Source: RefSeq, a predicted model, not a curated record
UAGCUUGGAUUCUGUGGAAGUAAGUGCAGUGUUAUUAUUGUGAAAUCGCGGCAUGAAGCGUCGCGGCGCGGGACGUCUUGCUGCCGUCGCUUUAUGGACGCUCCUACUACACCUCACCCACGCCGACUGGUGGCAAUUGGGAUUACCUAGCUCUCUAUCGAAUUCGGUGGAUUUAACACCUACGUCUCAUAAAGAUCGUUGCCACAAGCUUGAAUAUCUCGUCGAUCGACAAAGGGAAUUGUGUGCGCAAAAUGAUAGGGUUCUAUCGAUAAUCGGCAAUGGGGCGAAACUGGCCAUGGACGAAUGUCAACACCAAUUCAGAAACAGCAGGUGGAAUUGCUCCACGUUUCCUGAGUAUAAUUCCGUUUUCGGUAACGUCGUAUCAGUUAAAAGCAGAGAAUCCGCGUACAUAUACGCAAUAUCCGCUGCAAGCGUCGCCUUUGCGAUUACUCGGGCCUGCUCUAAGGGCGAACUCACCGACUGCUCCUGUGACAACCGUGUCCGACAGCGAAAAGGACGUUUUUGGCAAUGGGGUGGCUGUUCGGAAGACAUUCAGUAUGGCGAACAAUUCAGUCGAGAUUUUUUAGAUUCCCGUGAAGACGCAAACACACCUAGCGGUCUUAUGAAUUUACACAACAACGAAGCUGGAAGAAGGAACAUUCGACAAAGAAUGCAAAGAGUGUGUAAGUGCCACGGUAUGUCCGGUUCUUGCAGUAUGCGUGUUUGUUGGAGGAGGCUACCUCCACUGCGACAAGUCGGAGAAGCUCUCUUUCAAAGAUACGAGGGCGCAUCUCACGUCAAAUUCGUGGAAAGACGGAGAAAAAAGCUUAAAGUGAUAAGUCCCGACCUGAAGAAGCCAAACAAAACUGAUCUGGUGUAUCUUGAAGACUCGCCAGAUUAUUGCGAACGAAACGAAACGCUAAAUGUCCUGGGUACAAAGGGAAGAAUAUGUAACACAACCAGUCACGGUAUCGAUGGGUGCCGUUUGCUGUGUUGUGGAAGAGGUUACCAAACUCGGGUACGCGAGGUUGAAGAGAAAUGUAAAUGUCAGUUUGUAUGGUGCUGUAACGUUGUUUGUGAAAUGUGCCGAUACAAAAAGGAAGAACACAUCUGUAAUUAACACAAGUAACCAUUCCUAAUGUUGACGUAUUGAUCAAAAUACCGUAGAACAGCCAAAGGAGACAGGACGGUAGAUGGGAGAAGCACCUCUUCAUUUCGUAAUAUUGUUAUUCUAUUGAACUGUAACAGUGUUGUUUCUGUAGUAAAAAAUCUUAAACUUUUAAGAUUUAGAAAAGCUCCGACUCCUAAGUAAAUGGCUAGUGACGCUAUAUUAACCUGAAAAUGACUGAAUAUGUUGUAUGAUAAUUUUUAUAUUUUGUACCUUUUUUAUGCGUUAAUUAAGCGAAAUUUGAGCAAUGUGAAAAUGGCGCUUUCAUCUGCUCAAUUUUCUCUAAAUUAUAGAUGAUUGUAAUAUAAAACUUGUUCAAGAUAUUGCGUUUUACUGAGUUGUACAUUAUUAUUUUUCUCGCGUUCGUAUGUAUUCAAACGGUAAUUGAUGUCUACAUAUGACUCCAUGUACAUAGAUUUUUUUAAUAACUCUCUAUUAGUUGCUAGAUUGAUUAAAACAUACUUAGGUAAGGUUUCUGUAAAUAGGUUGUGCAUUAUUAAUUUAGAUAUUAAUGGUACAGGUGUUAUGUAUAUGUAAAAUGUACUUAUUUCGUAUUCAUUGUAAAGGUUCAUCUUUUUAACAAUUUCAUAAGUAUAUAAGUGUGCCAUAAUAUAAUAUAUAAUUGUAACUGUACUUACAUCCCCAUUUAUA